This is a messenger RNA of Camarhynchus parvulus, 2308 nucleotides long. It is a transcript of the gene POLB, whose product is annotated as DNA polymerase beta. Lineage: Eukaryota; Metazoa; Chordata; Aves; Passeriformes; Thraupidae. The record is from RefSeq and is a predicted model, not a curated record. Gene Ontology annotation, molecular function: DNA-directed DNA polymerase activity; DNA binding. The transcript has 14 exons. Gene Ontology annotation, biological process: double-strand break repair via nonhomologous end joining. Gene Ontology annotation, cellular component: nucleus. The coding region runs from base 80 to 1087 and encodes 335 amino acids.
CGCGCGGUGACGCCACCGCCGGAAGCGCCCGGUGCCAUCGCUGCCGCAGCCCCGCGGCCGCUCCGUGCCGGUGCCGGCCAUGAGCAAGCGCAAAGCUCCCCAGGAGAGCCCCAAUGAAGGCAUCACCGACUUCCUCACCGAGCUGGCCAACUACGAGCGCAACGUGAACCGGGCCAUCCACAAGUACAACGCGUACAGGAAAGCGGCCUCGGUCAUUUCUCGGUAUCCCAGCAAGAUACAGAGCGGGGCUGAAGCUAAGAAGCUGGAUGGAGUGGGUGCUAAAAUAGCUGAAAAGAUAGAUGAGUUCUUAUCCACCGGAAAGCUACGUAAAUUGGAAAAGAUUCGGCAAGAUGAUACAAGCGCUUCUAUCAAUUUCCUGACACGAGUCACUGGCAUUGGUCCUGCUGCUGCCAGGAAGUUUGUCGAGGAAGGAAUUAAGACUUUGGAAGAUCUAAGAAAAAUUGAGCACAAGCUGACCCAUCACCAGCGAAUUGGGUUGAAAUACUUUGAAGAUUUUGAGAAAAGAAUCCCGAGGGAAGAAAUGCUGCAAAUGCAGGAAAUUGUGCUCGAAGAGAUAAAGAAACUGGACCCAAACUAUAUUGCUACAGUCUGUGGCAGUUUUAGGCGAGGUGCAGAGUCAAGUGGUGACAUGGAUGUUCUCCUAACCCAUCCCAGUUUCACAUCAGAAUCAUCCAAACAGUCAAAACUUUUGCAUCAGGUUGUAGAACAGCUGGAAAAAGUCCACUUUAUCACAGAUAUGCUGUCUAAAGGUGACACCAAAUUCAUGGGUGUCUGUCAGCUGCCAGAUAAAGAGGAUGGAACAGCUUAUCCACACCGCAGAAUUGAUAUCAGGCUUAUCCCAAAAGAUCAGUAUUACUGUGGUGUGCUGUAUUUCACAGGCAGUGAUAUAUUCAAUAAGAACAUGAGAGCUCAUGCUCUGGAAAUGGGCUUCACAAUCAAUGAAUACACAAUACGCCGCCUGGGUGUUACUGGAGUUGCUGGAGAGGCUCUGCCAGUGGAAUGUGAAAAAGACAUUUUUGACUACAUCCAGUGGAAGUACCGAGAGCCAAAGGAUCGGAGUGAAUAACAAACCGCUUGUCUGGCUUUAUAGCCAACAGAGAUAUUUUCAUAGCUUCUUACAAAGAUGUGAAAGUGCAUAGUCUCACUUUGAAUGUUACUUGAAAAACUCUGCAUUACUGAUGUCUAAAGCAAGUCCAUGGCAGUUGAACAGAACAGAAUGUGUCUUGAAGAUAAAUCCUGUGAGAUUUCAUUUUUAUAUAGUCACAGAAUAAUUUGGGUUGGUAGGGACCCCUAAAUGUCAUGUAGUCCAGUCCCCCUGCCAUGAGCAGGGCCAUCUUUGACUGGAGAAGAUUGCUCAGAGCCCAGUCUAAUGUUUCCAGGGAUGGGACAUCCAGCAUCUCUCUCUGUAUCUUAUAUAUAAAUGUAGAUACCAGAAUGAAAAAAGCUCAGGCUAUAUCAUGAAUUACUCCUGCAAAGUACCAUUUUCAACUGCUCUCUGCAUCUCCUCACACCUGUGUUAAGUGUCUUGGUGCAGUGCUGAAGCUCAUGAUGAGUUGCUCCUUCUCAAAUCUUUCAGUAUGGGCUGUGUGCUGAAGUGGCCAUUCUCCUUUUGCGUGUGAAUUUUGUUACUAGGUAUGUUUUAGGAUCAUUGAUUGCAGUGCUCCGUGUUUCAUUUGGCUUGGCCUGAUUAAUUGCUGCAUUGCUACCACUCCUGUAGAUUCAAUCCGCCCUUUUUUAUAUGCAAACCUGUCAAAUCUUAUUUUACACCUCCCCUUUCAACGUUGGGAAAGGCAAUGAGUAUUUUGGAUGCGAGACAAGGUCUCUUCAGUAAGGCAUUACUGGUUGUAUUUGGGACAGGGAUUCUGUUGUUCAACUUAAAAAUUUUCAAAGUAGUAACUACUUCCAUGAAUUACACAGCAUGAGCAUGGAAUGUAUUGCUGCUGCUGUAUUUGAAUACUGUGUCUUAUUUUCAUCUCACUCAAGCCUGCAGAACAAUUCCAUUUUCAACUUAUACAAGGAGAGUUGAUCAAUCUUAGUAAUGGACAUUACAGGCCUGAUGCUCUUACUUACCCAUUUAUUUCCUUUCAUUUUUCUUGUUAGGAGUUUUCAUUAUUUUCUGGGCAUGUUCCCCAGUGCUAAUGCAUGUAGUAGUAUGUAAGAAAACUAGAAGUUAACUUGGUGCUAUGUAAAGUCUUUUGAUGCCUCAUUGGAAAAAUAUAUACAUAGCUGAUAUAUUUAGUAUUUUCUUCAGUCAUCAAUAGGAAUAAACAAAUUGAAUAGUCCAUCA